CAUUGAGUUGUUUACAAGCGUCUAAAAUAUUCAGACUGUCAACAUUCAGUGAUCUCGUGUGACUGUUAACAGCAGACAUGGGUUGAAGCUUCAAGACUCCCAGGCCCUGCUGCUGCUGGUACGUGUAGGAGACAAUGAAUCCCGCGAUCUCUUUCUGUGAGAUCGACCUAGAUGAUCUCGAGUUUUAUGAGAGAUGUGGUGGUGGAUCGUUCGGGAGUGUUUACAGAGCCAAAUGGAAGUCAGAAAACAUCAUUGUCGCUGUCAAGAAGUUAUUGGUCUUGGAUAAAGAGGCUCAUGUAUUGAGUUUGCUGAGUCACAGAAAUAUUAUACAGUUCUACGGAGCCGUGAUGGAGGAACCCAACUACUGCUUAGUUACAGAAUUUGCAGAGAAAGGUUCCCUGUAUGACUACCUACAGAAUCCUGACAAUGUCAUGGAUUUCCAGCAGAUUCUUACAUGGGCAACAGAGAUAGCUCAGGGCAUGAAUUACCUGCAUAAUGAGGCCCCUAUGAAAAUCAUACACAGAGACCUCAAAUCCAAAAAUGUUGUCAUCUCGGUUCAGGGUGUGUGUAAGAUCUGUGACUUUGGAGCCUCCCGGUUUAUGGGCAGUACCACAAAAAUGUCACUUGCCGGUACAUUUCCCUGGAUGGCACCAGAGGUGAUACAGAGUUUACCUGUCUCAGAAUCCUGUGAUACCUGGUCCUAUGGCAUGGUGUUGUGGGAACUACUGACACAUGAGGUGCCAUACAGGGGCAUCAAGGGGUUCCAAGUGGCCUGGCUGGUCGUUGAGAAAGGGGAGAGAUUAACUAUUCCCAGUACGUGUCCACCAUGUUUUGCCAAGUUGAUGAGGCAGAGCUGGAACACUGACCCCAAACUCAGACCCAACUUUAAGGACAUCCUCCUGACAUUACAUUCCAUGUUAAGUGAUGAUUCCCUGCCAGAUCAGACAAAUUCCUUUCUAGAGCACAGAGAAGUGUGGAGAAAAGAAAUACAAGCUACCAUAGAAAGACUUAAGAGAGCAGAGAGUAAUUUGACUGCCAAAGAAAGGGAGCUAAUGGAACGAGAGAUUAAAUUGUUAGAAAGGGAGAAAACCCUGGAACAACAAUUCAAAGCUGUGCAUUUGGAUUCCUAUGAUGUCAAUUCAUGGAGUGAGAUAGACGUGUAUCAGUGGAUUCUCCAAAUGCAGAAUGGACACUCUAGUGACCUUGCCCAGUAUGCAGGCAUCUUCCUUCAGCACAACAUUACCGGCAAGCGACUGAUGAUGUUGAAUCUAGAACGCAUCCAAGCUAUGGGCAUUACCUCAACUGGGCACAGUAUGGAACUAAUGACAGAAAUAGAAUUGUUAAAGGCCCAUAACCACAGGCUGCUGAAUUUUCCACCGCUGUCUAAAUCUGAUGACAUGCCAGUGGAUACUUCUCCAGUUCAUCGUCAGAUUUCCCUCACCCUCAUUUUUGGACAUCAUCUCAGGCAGGGAAAAAGUUUAGAGAAAAAAUCUGCAGACUGAGAUACUUGUACUGAGGAAAUACCUGCUGUUGAAGAAAAAACCCAAGACUUGUU
Messenger RNA from Saccostrea cuccullata (small rock oyster), 1555 nucleotides. RefSeq names its product mitogen-activated protein kinase kinase kinase 20-like. The record is from RefSeq and is a predicted model, not a curated record. The transcript is spliced from 18 exons. Lineage: Eukaryota; Metazoa; Mollusca; Bivalvia; Ostreida; Ostreidae. Gene Ontology annotation, biological process: protein phosphorylation; signal transduction. Bases 135 to 1502 code for a protein of 455 amino acids. Gene Ontology annotation, cellular component: cytoplasm. Gene Ontology annotation, molecular function: ATP binding; protein kinase activity; protein binding.